UAUUUCUGUUUAAUCAAUACUCUGCGAAGAGUUUGAGGCUAUAAAAUAUUUAGCCAAAUUCUAGACUAAAACGUUUUACUAAAACGGGUCACCGGCGUUGCUGUCAGGCAUUGAAAACGAUUUGAUUUAUUAAUCUGCUUUAAAACCCACAUGAACUGUGCUAAAAGCGAACUAGCAUUAAUGACACUCGCCAUUGCAUCGAUACUGAGCUAGCUAAAAGCUGCAGAUCUAUCUCAAUAACGCUAGUAACUUACAUAAUUGCUAUCUGUUGUUGGAACAAACUAGAUUAAUGGCAAAAAGUGCCAAAAAGAAUCCUGCUACUUUCAAAGUGUAUAGUCAGUUCGUGGCAAAAAGCUUUGUGUUCCCACUGGACAGAGAUGCCGACAAGGAAACGGAAGCUCGUCGCCGAACGGCAGGACGGCAAUGGAAGUGAAUCGCCCCCAUCUAUGAAGGCAACGGCUCCUGCAGCUGAAAGCAUUGCUGAGACAACUUUUACUAGCCAAUACUUCUCCAACGAGCGUGAAUGUUACGUCAGGCUCGGAGAGAAAUUCUUUGACCAACCGUGUAUCCGUCUCGCCAAAGCAUUCUUGGGUAAAGUGCUGGUGCGGAGGUGUGCUGACGGGACGGAGCUGAGGGGCAGGGUGGUGGAGACGGAGGCGUACCUAGGGGGCGAGGACCGUGCGUCGCACUCAGCCGGCGGCCGACGCACCCAACGGAACGCCGCCAUGUUCAUGAAGCCCGGCACCGUCUACGUCUACCAGAUCUACGGCAUCUACCUCUGCAUGAAUGUGUCCAGUCAGGAGGAGGGCGCUGCGGUGCUGCUGCGCUCCCUGGAGCCCCUGCAGGGACAGGAAGUGAUGCGGGGUCUGCGGGGGGCCCGGCGGAGGGAGGGCUCGCGACCCCUGAAGGAGAAGGAGCUGUGCAACGGGCCGUCCAAGCUGUGCCAGGCGCUGGACAUCCCCCGCCACUUCGAUCAGCGCGACCUGGCCACCGACGCCGAGGUCUGGCUGGAGGGCCGUGAGGAGGAGGAGGAGGAGGAGGAGGAGGAGACCCCCGGCGUGGUGUCAGCCCCCCGGAUCGGGAUCCAAUCCCACGGGGAGUGGGCCACCAAGCCGCUGCGCUUUUACCUGAGAGGCCACCCCUGCGUGAGUGUGCUGGACAAACAGGCAGAGAGGCAGACGCCUUAGCACCCUGGGCUUGUGGUUACACACGCACUCCACCAGGGGGAGACAGAGGAUUUUGUCACCACAUUUGUUUUCUAUGGCUAUUCCUAAGCACUAUGUAUUUGAGGAUUCCAAAGGUAAACUCAUUUUUUAAAAUUAAAAAUAGUUUUUCUUUU
Molecule: messenger RNA, 1339 nt
Organism: Conger conger (European conger)
Lineage: Eukaryota; Metazoa; Chordata; Actinopteri; Anguilliformes; Congridae
Gene: mpg
Product: N-methylpurine DNA glycosylase
Exons: 4
Coding region: 378-1187 (269 amino acids)
Biological process (GO): base-excision repair
Molecular function (GO): DNA binding; alkylbase DNA N-glycosylase activity
Source: RefSeq, a predicted model, not a curated record